ACCGUGCGGGGAGCAGCGCCCGCUGCUCGGGAGAACCUCCAGCUCUGGGUCCCCAGGGCAGCGCUACCCCCGCACCCCGAGCUGGGAUAGACUCGAGAAGCGGAGUUCCUUGGGGAUGGCUUGUAAUAAAAACUAACGAGUUUGCAAAGUGAAUAGUGGUCCUGCCAGCAAUUCUUUGGGAGACAGCAGAAGAGCUUAAUCAGGAAGUCUAACAGGCAAAGGCUUUGAAUACUCCAAAUUACCUGGGCGUCGUUAAAACAUUUUCAGAAUGACUUCCUUGGCUGACAUGCCCCCGAAUUAUGAAACGAUGUUUGCUCAUCGAUUCACAUCAGAAGAUAAAGAAUACCAAGAAUACCUGAAACGCCCUGCAGAUCCCCCUCCUAUAGUAGAAGAAUGGAGAAACAGAUCUGGUGGCAACCAGAGAAACAGAGAUCGGUUUCAAGAUGGCAGAUAUUUUAGAGGGGACAGAUACAACUGGCAAGGUGACUAUAGAUCUAAUCAGAGGCCAGAAAGAGGUUGGGGCAAUAACUACCAGCAGCACAGACAAGGACAAUACGGCCCAUCCCACUACGGACAAUACGGCUACAACUCCUACAACCCGGGGCCUCGUUACCAUCCCUACUGAUGUACUUGGGGAUUGAAAGUCCAGUAAUGCUAUGUAAUAAAUUCAGUUAGCUUUCAUUUUUUUUAUUUUUCCACAGUUUUAUAGAUAACUGAAGAAUCAGUCCGUUGCUGUUUCUCUGUAGCGUGAAGUGAAAAAGGGAAUUCCUGUUCUGAAUAAUAAAAGCGUAUUAUACAGAGUUUGUUUAGAAUCUGUAGAUUUUAGAUUAAACUUCUAUCUCAUUCUUUUGUCUGAAUAUGUACUAGUACACGCCUUUUCUUCCAUCACUGAGAUU
This is a messenger RNA of Empidonax traillii (willow flycatcher), 896 nucleotides long. RefSeq names its product RNA guanine-7 methyltransferase activating subunit (gene RAMAC). The record is from RefSeq and is a predicted model, not a curated record. NCBI's taxonomy places the organism in Eukaryota, Metazoa, Chordata, Aves, Passeriformes, Tyrannidae. Bases 269 to 625 code for a protein of 118 amino acids. Gene Ontology annotation, biological process: RNA 5'-cap (guanine-N7)-methylation. The transcript is spliced from 4 exons. Gene Ontology annotation, molecular function: RNA binding.